AUGCUGGCUGGGUCAGCCGCGGGGCCCGGAUCCUCGCCCUGGCGUAUCCUCGUCCUGCUUCAGGAAGUUGACCGCUGGGAUCCGCUCUCUGCGCGUAGCGGGCCACGGGCUCAAAGUCAGAAAAUGAGAUACAAGACUUCCUUGGUGAUGAGGAAAAGAUUACGGCUUUACCGAAACUCCCUAAAAGAGUCUAGUAGCAGCUCCGGACACCAUGGCCCCCAGCUUGCUGCCGCCUCCAGCCCCUCGGUGUUCCCGGGCCUUCAAGAGCAGCCACCGCAGGCCUCCCCCAGCGGCACUUUGAACGGACUCCUGCGUCUGGGGCUCCCUGGAGACAUGUACGCGCGGCCCGAACCCUUUACGCCGGGACCGGUGGCCCGCAGCGACGCCCUGGCAGCUGCCGCGGCCCUGCACGGCUACGGGGGCAUGAACCUGACCGUGAACCUCACGGCGCCCCACGGUCCCGGUGCCUUCUUCCGCUACAUGCGCCAGCCGAUCAAACAGGAGCUCAUCUGCAAGUGGCUGGCAGCCGAUAGCCCCGCGCCCCCGCGCCUCUGCUCCAAAACUUUCAGCACCAUGCACGAGCUGGUCACGCACGUCACCGUGGAACACGUCGGCGGCCCGGAGCAGGCCAACCACAUCUGCUUCUGGGAGGAGUGUCCGCGCCAGGGCAAGCCCUUUAAAGCCAAAUACAAACUUGUAAAUCACAUCCGCGUGCACACGGGCGAGAAGCCCUUCCCCUGUCCUUUCCCGGGGUGUGGGAAGGUGUUUGCUAGAUCAGAAAAUCUCAAAAUACACAAAAGAACUCACACAGGGGAGAAGCCCUUCAGGUGCGAGUUCGAGGGCUGCGAGCGGCGCUUCGCCAACAGCAGCGACCGCAAGAAGCACUCGCACGUGCACACGAGCGACAAGCCAUACACGUGCAAAGUGCGCGGCUGCGACAAGUGCUACACGCACCCCAGUUCUCUGCGUAAGCACAUGAAGGUGCAUGGGCGCUCGCCGCCGCCGCCUAGCUCUGGCUACGACUCAGCCACGCCGUCUGCCCUGGUGUCGCCCUCAUCGGACUUCGGCCGCGACCCGCCGGUGGCCUCCUCGGCGGCGGUGGCGGCGCGUGGCGCCGACCUGAGUGAAUGGUACGUGUGUCAGGGCGCGGGCCCCUCCGCAACCGCCCCCGCCGCACCCCCAAAGCCCCAGCCACCACCUGGUCCCGCCGCUGCCGCUGCCGCCACCGCCUCCGGUUUUAGCGCUGCUGCUCUGGUUGCCGCUUCCGGUACACUGACUGCUUGUCUAGGCGGGGUUACUGAGUCUUGA
Lynx canadensis (Canada lynx) is the source of this 1308-nucleotide messenger RNA. RefSeq names its product Zic family member 4 (gene ZIC4). Gene Ontology annotation, cellular component: nucleus. NCBI's taxonomy places the organism in Eukaryota, Metazoa, Chordata, Mammalia, Carnivora, Felidae. Gene Ontology annotation, biological process: central nervous system development; regulation of transcription by RNA polymerase II. The record is from RefSeq and is a predicted model, not a curated record. Gene Ontology annotation, molecular function: DNA-binding transcription factor activity, RNA polymerase II-specific; RNA polymerase II cis-regulatory region sequence-specific DNA binding. Bases 1 to 1308 code for a protein of 435 amino acids. The transcript has 4 exons.